Messenger RNA from Scomber japonicus (chub mackerel), 3217 nucleotides. It is a transcript of the gene rbl2, whose product is annotated as retinoblastoma-like 2 (p130). The record is from RefSeq and is a predicted model, not a curated record. Lineage: Eukaryota; Metazoa; Chordata; Actinopteri; Scombriformes; Scombridae. Gene Ontology annotation, molecular function: RNA polymerase II transcription regulatory region sequence-specific DNA binding. Gene Ontology annotation, cellular component: transcription regulator complex; nucleus; chromatin. Gene Ontology annotation, biological process: regulation of transcription by RNA polymerase II; negative regulation of G1/S transition of mitotic cell cycle; cell differentiation.
AGGGAAAAAAGAAAGAGGAAAAAAAAUGAGCGACGAGGACGACUUUUUGCAGAAAGCCCGAGCCGGGUUUGAAGAGCUCUGUCGAGGGUUGAAUAUGGACGAAGAGGCGAGCAAUGAAGCAUGGAAAACCUACGAAAAUAUCAGCAGGAAUUUUACACUAGAGGGCAGCGAGCUGCACUGGCUGGCCUGUGCGCUCUACGUGGCCUGCAGGUCCUCAGUGCCGACGGUGGGGAAAGGAACCGUGGAGGGGAACUACGUCUCUCUGACCAGAAUCCUACGCUGCUCCGAAAUGAGCCUGAUCGAGUUCUUCAAUAAGAUGAAGAAGUGGCAGGACAUGGCCAACCUGCCGCAGGAUUUCCGUCAGGGCACCGAGAAGCUGGAGAGAAACUUCACGGUGUCGGCCGUCAUCUUCAAGAAGUACGUUCCCAUCUUCAAAGCCAUCUUCAAAGCGCCGUCGGAGGAGCCGCCGCGCGUCCACCGCAGCCGCAAACAGAGGCGACAUCCUUGCACGGUGACCGAGGUCUUCAACUUCUGCUGGGUUCUGUUUGUCCAUGCCAAAGGUCUACCAGAGGACUUCAGCAGUAAGGACUACCGGCCGGCCUCGGGCCCGUACUGCUUCAUAGAGCAGCUGUGUGAGCUGCAUGACGGCCUGGUGCUGGAGGCCAAAGGAGUCAAAGAACACUUCUGGAAACCGUUCAUCAAGAAACUCUUCCACAAGAGGAUCCUCAGAGGAAAAGAGGACGGGCUGACCGGCUUUCUGGAUCCCAUGAACUUCGGAGACAGUUUCUUGUCUCUGACUCGGGUGUAUGAGGAACAUAUUUUGGCCACCGGCAGCCUGGAUGAGAGGAUCUUCACCGGCGAGGGUGCGAGCGACGACAUCGGCACCCCUGGUCCGUGCCUGUGUGAAGGGUCGGAGAACCAGGACAGCGCCACCUACAGGCUUCAUGCCAACCUCACUGCGUCGGCUCUGAAGGUGUCGACUCCUCUGACAGGCAGGAAGUACAUUCAGGAGAACCGCCUGGCGUCUCCGGUCUCGACCGCCAUGAAGAGUGUCGGACGGCUCCACACGCUGCUGUCGGGAACCAAACAGGGACCGAGCGCUAAGCUAACGGAAACGCUCAAGACCUGUGCUAGAGACCCCAGUGAUGUCAUCAGCCAGCGCCUGAAGGACAUGUUCGAGCUCUUCUCCCAACAUUACGAAGACAGCGGGGCAGAGAACAGGAGCAUGGGGAAAGACAUGGCAGUGAAGUAUUUCCACCUGGCAGAGGCGCUGUACUACCGGAUUCUGGAGUCCAUCAUUGAGAGAGAAAAGAUGAUUUUGGGAGAUGCUGACUUAUCUUGUAUUUUGGAGCAGGAUAUCUUCCACCGCUCCUUGCUGGCCUGCUGUCUAGAGAUCGUCGUCUUCUCCUACAGACCUCCGGGAGAUUUCCCCAACAUGAUCCGAAUCUUCCGGCUCCCGGCUUAUCAUUUCUACAAGGUGAUCGAGGUGUUGGUGCGGUCGGAGCAGGGUCUGUUUCGGGAGGUAGUGAAGCACCUGAACCAGGUGGAGGAGCAGGUGCUGGAGAGCCUGGCCUGGACCAGCGACUCCCCGCUGUGGGAGAGCCUCCGAGGGGCCAAAGACCGCGUCCCUGCCUGCCAGGAGGUGAUGCCUCCUCAGUAUCUGGAACAGAACGAUGAGAGCAGCUCCGGCAGCGUUCCUCUGACUCCCAUCAACCACGGACCGGAUCUCAACACCAGCAGCACUGUCAAAGGUGUGUCCCCCUCCCCCACCACCCUGCUGGACCGCUACAGCUCUCCUCCCACCGGCUCGGCUCGGAGGCGUCUCUUUGUCGACAUGGCCGAUGCCGAUUCAGGAGUCACCUCCACCGGCUCCUCGGGCUCCACCGGUGCAGUGCCUGCCGCCGUCGCCAAAACCAGCCAGGCCAGCCUUGUCACAACCAUCCCGGCUGGGCAGACUGUGGUCACCAUGGCAACCGCCACAGUCACGGCCAACAACGGGCAGACAGUCACCAUACCUGUGCAAGGUAUAGCCAAUGAGAGCGGAGGCAUCACGUUCAUCCCCGUUCAGGUGAGUGUGACGGGACAGGGCGGAGCCACGCUACAGCAGCUGUCCGCACAGACUCUGGGAGGCACCCUCACCGUCCAAUCAGCGUCCACCAAGCCAGCCCCCAAACCAGCGAGCAGUCCGCUGAAGAAAGGCUCGCUGUCUCUGUUCUUCAGGAAGGUGUAUCACCUGGCCAGCGUGCGUCUCCGAGAUCUUUGCGCCAAACUGGACAUCACACCGGACCUGAGGAGGAAGAUCUGGACCUGUUUUGAAUAUUCUCUGGUGAACUGUACGGAGCUGAUGAUGGACCGUCACCUGGAUCAGCUGCUCAUGUGUGCCGUCUACGUCAUGGCCAAGGUGACCAAAGAAGAUAAAUCCUUCCAAAACAUCAUGAAGUGUUAUCGCUCGCAGCCUCAAGCCAGCAGCAAUGUCUAUAGGAGCGUGCUGAUCUCAGGGAGGAAGAGGAAUCACUCCAGCAGCAACGACUCCAACAAACAGAACUCACCUCCUGACAGCAGCCAGGAGACAGCAGGUGGAGACAACAGUCCGGUUCCCAUUCGCUCCAGCAGCACCUUGCCUGGUCCGCAGCCUGGCAGCGCUCCCUCCACCCCCAACAAGAACUCCUCCUCCUCCCCCUCUUCCUCCUUUUCCUCCUCCGUCGCAGGUGACGGCGAGGAGGAGCGAGGAGAUCUAAUUCACUUCUACAACAACGUUUACAUCAAACAGAUGAGACACUUUGCUCUUCGGUACUCUCCGAGGUCGCCAACUGCAGGGGUGGAGACCCCCCCUCUGUGUCCGUACCCCACCCUGAGGACCGGCUCUCCUCGCCGGAUGCUUCUGUCCAGCAAACACUCCAUUUACAUCUCACCGCACAAGACGAGCGCCGCCCCGACGCCGACGACCCCCCGUGACAAGAUUUACUACUACAUCUGCAGCAGCCCCCCCAAUCGUCUCCAAGAGAUCAACAGCAUGAUCCGGACCGGAGAGACUCCCACCAGGAAGCGCAGCAUGCCUCUGGAGGACGACACGUCACCCAAGAGGGUUUGCCCCGACAACCACUCGGCUCUGCUCCGCCGGCUACAGGACGUCGCCAACGACCGCAGCUCCUCCCACUGAGUCACACACACACAUAUAUAUACACACACAGAGUACCACGAUAUCACCAUAGUAACA